CAAAUGACAAUCCCAAGAACAGGUUUCAAGAAAUGGGAGUUUCCAUUCGGAUCUUCAUUUUGUUAAUCUUUAUUGGAUUAGCAUUCCUCAUAAUCGAAUUAGUAUUUUACAAAAUGGAUGGACAUCCUUUCCUUCCUUAUAAAAGCUGUAAUUUAGCCAACCACACGGAGUGGAGAAUUUUGUGGUACAACAUCCCGUCCUAUUUAGAAAGUGCCUUCAAUUAUACAAAAUUAAAAAUGAGUGAUAAACAUCCAAAUUGGAUCUUUACACAUAAUAUAACAGAUUUAUCUAAGAGUGAUAUAGUAAUUUUUUCACAUAACACUAUGGAUGAGAUUCAACCAAAUAAAUCAAAGUGUCAAAUUUGGAUUUUGAACACAAUGGAAACGGAUAUGUUCAUGAAGAAAUACUACAAGAAAUGGAAUAAUAAUCUAGAUUGGUUGAUGUCUUAUCGCAGAGAUUCAGACAUAUAUCGACCUUAUGGACUACUUAAGAAACGGACCUCCCUUUUGGUGAAGAAUUACACGGAGAUAUUUCAGAAGAAGAAAUAUUUUGGUGUGUGGAUGUCAGGGCAUUGUCCAGUACCGUCUCGUCGUAAAGAUUACAUACUUGAUUUAAAGAAAUAUAUACAGGUCGAUAUGUUCGGUUCUUGCGGAAGUGCUGUUUGUCUUACUCGAAGUGCAGGACUAAACGAAUGCUUGCGAAAUUUUUCUCGUGACUAUAAAUUUUAUUUUGCCUUUGAAAAUAACAUUUGUAAAGACUACACGACAGAAAAAUUAUUUAAUGUAUUUUUGGGUAAUUUAGAUGUUAUUCCUGUAAUUAAUGGACCAAAAAAUGCAGUGGAAUACAUACCUAACGGAACAUUUAUAAAUGCAUUAGAUUUCCCUUCACCCAGGGCUCUUGCGGAUAAACUGAUAGAAAUUGGCUCAAACGAGACUCUUUUUACGCAUUAUCUUCGAGAAAAAGACAAAUACAUAGAAGUUGGUUUAAAUGAAAUAUUUCUACAAUCAAUGUUACUGAUAUUUGACAAAAUUAAUGAUUCAAAUGGAAGAAUUAUACGCCGCAAAGAAAGUAUGGAAGAGCACUUCUUUCAGAGAGAAGGAUGCUAAUA
Messenger RNA from Saccostrea cuccullata (small rock oyster), 1108 nucleotides. Its product is annotated as alpha-(1,3)-fucosyltransferase fut-1-like. Gene Ontology annotation, molecular function: fucosyltransferase activity. NCBI's taxonomy places the organism in Eukaryota, Metazoa, Mollusca, Bivalvia, Ostreida, Ostreidae. The transcript is spliced from 2 exons. The record is from RefSeq and is a predicted model, not a curated record. The coding region runs from base 33 to 1106 and encodes 357 amino acids. Gene Ontology annotation, cellular component: membrane.